CAAAAAAUGAUUUUGGGCCCAAGUGCUUCUUCUUCCUAACAAUAAUAAAACCUAAAACCCUAACGUUUAUUAGUAGAAACCAGUGGUUCAGAUUGCCGCCUCUUUGCUCCUCCGCAGCAACAACUCUUGUGAUCUCUUUCUCUACCGAAUCAAAUCUUAGAUAAGAAAAGAUGGUCAGAGUUAGCGUGCUGAAUGAUGCUCUCAAGAGCAUGUACAAUGCUGAAAAGAGGGGAAAGCGUCAGGUCAUGAUUAGACCUUCAUCAAAAGUCAUCAUCAAGUUCCUCAUUGUUAUGCAGAAGCAUGGUUACAUCGGAGAAUUUGAGUACGUCGAUGAUCAUAGGUCCGGAAAGAUUGUUGUUGAACUGAACGGAAGGCUAAACAAGUGUGGUGUCAUUAGUCCUCGCUUCGAUGUUGGAGUCAAGGAGAUUGAAGGAUGGACUGCUAGAUUGCUCCCUUCACGACAGUUUGGGUACAUUGUGCUGACUACCUCAGCUGGUAUCAUGGACCAUGAAGAGGCUAGGAGAAAGAAUGUUGGUGGAAAAGUUCUUGGUUUCUUUUAUUGAGUCAUGUUGACAAGGAUGAAAACUUUUGGUUUGGUUGUUUGGUGGCUCAUUGUAACCGACCAUUUUCUGUUUUUCUUGUUACCAUCAAAUUUAGUAGAAUUUUAUUGAAAAUUUUGAGACUAUCUGAUUUUGUUGAAAAUCUUGCUGGUGCUUGUUGCCUGUUGAGGCCAUUGACAUCUAAAGUUGUAGAUGUUCAUGUUUGUGUUUUAUUUACUAUCAUAAAAGGCAAGAGAAACGUCUCUUUUCUUCUAA
Messenger RNA from Solanum pennellii, 815 nucleotides. Its product is annotated as 40S ribosomal protein S15a-1. The coding region runs from base 171 to 563 and encodes 130 amino acids. The record is from RefSeq and is a predicted model, not a curated record. Gene Ontology annotation, biological process: translation. The transcript has 4 exons. Lineage: Eukaryota; Viridiplantae; Streptophyta; Magnoliopsida; Solanales; Solanaceae. Gene Ontology annotation, cellular component: cytosolic small ribosomal subunit; ribosome. Gene Ontology annotation, molecular function: structural constituent of ribosome.